Scatophagus argus is the source of this 993-nucleotide messenger RNA. Its product is annotated as odorant receptor 131-2-like. Gene Ontology annotation, molecular function: G protein-coupled receptor activity. The transcript has 2 exons. The coding region runs from base 70 to 993 and encodes 307 amino acids. Gene Ontology annotation, cellular component: membrane. NCBI's taxonomy places the organism in Eukaryota, Metazoa, Chordata, Actinopteri, Scatophagidae. The record is from RefSeq and is a predicted model, not a curated record. Gene Ontology annotation, biological process: G protein-coupled receptor signaling pathway.
GGGUGGCACGCUGUAAUAUAAAAAAAAAUAUCAUAUGCUUCUUUCAGAGAGGAUUUGGUGACUUUAAAUAUGAAUUUUUCAUUUGUAAAUGGUACUCCAAAUCUAACUGGAAGUCAGCGGGACACGUUCGCCACAGCUGUGACCAAGAAUGUGAUCGUCACAGCCCUCUGCAUCUCCAUUAACUACAUCAACGGUACUCAUGUCCACGCCUUCAGAAAGCACCAGAUCUUCAACUCGAACCCUCGUUACAUUCUGUUCAUCCACCUGGUGAUAAAUGACAUGAUGCAGCUGAUCCUGUCAACUCUUCUCCACAUCAUCAGCUACACCCUUUACACCAUCAGUGUGUCCUUCUGCCUCAUCCUGCUGAUCAUCGCCAUCGUCACCACCCUCAACACCCCGCUGAAUCUGGCCAGCAUGGCGGUCGAGUGCUACAUCGCCAUCUGCAUCCCCCUCCAUCACAGCCAGAUCUGUACCGUAAAGAAGACCUACAUCCUGAUUGGUGUGAUCUGGCUGGUGAGCUUGCUCUCUAUCCUCCCGGACCUCUUCAUCCUAUUGGCCACAGAGCCGCUGCAUUUUUUUCACUCCAAACUCUUUUGUGCCAGAGAUUACGUGUUCAGAAGUGCUUACAGCCUGAAGAAGAGGGAUUUUUCACACAUUGUUUGUCUUGCCCUGGUCUGGAUCACACUCUUCUACACUUACUUCAGGAUUCUGUUCACCGCCAAGGAGGCCACCGUGGACAUUAAGAAAGCCAGAAACACAAUCCUUCUCCACGGUUUCCAGGUCCUAUUAUGUAUGCUUAAUUACGUGAGACCCAUGUUUGAACAAGGUCUGCUCUACCUGAUGCCCGGAGAGUUCCUGGCCAUACGCUUUGCCUCCUACGUCAUUGUCCAGAUUCUGCCACGGUUUAUCAGUCCAGUUGUGUACGGACUGCGAGACCAGACCUUCAGGAGGUACGUGAGAAGGUACCUGCUUUGUAAAGUGAACAUAAAGUGA